AUGCUGAUGCUAGGCCGGGAAAUUAAUCUUCCCGCUGAUUUGAUGUUUGCCCAGUGCCAGUCGGGGGAAGCUCAGGAAGUUGGGGAUUACAUCUCAGAAUUGGUUUGUUCCAUUCGGGACGCCCACGAUACUGCCAGGGAGACCCUCAAGGAGACUCAGAAGCGCAUGAAGAAGAAUUACGAUCUGCGUGUUCUGAAGCGGCCUUACCAACGUGGGGAUAGGGUGUAUAUACUCGAUAACAGCACCCCCAAAGAUAAUGCGGAUGAUGCCCCAGGAACGCUGUAUUGCAGUUGUCACAAACCCUUGGCAGGCGCCUUUAUGAUUCAGUGUGAUUAUUGUGAUGUCUGGUAUCAUGGCUCAUGUGUCAACAUCUCGCCAUCGGAUGCCCUGGACAUUGAUUUGUAUAAGUUUGCCCAGUGUAGAAACCCUGGCCAGUUGACUAUUCACUAA
Messenger RNA from Anneissia japonica, 450 nucleotides. Its product is annotated as PHD finger protein ALFIN-LIKE 3-like. The record is from RefSeq and is a predicted model, not a curated record. Gene Ontology annotation, cellular component: Set1C/COMPASS complex. The coding region runs from base 1 to 450 and encodes 149 amino acids. Lineage: Eukaryota; Metazoa; Echinodermata; Crinoidea; Comatulida; Comatulidae. The transcript is spliced from 2 exons.